AUGUCCUCGCUAUGGACGGCCAUCACUUCAUCACUGAACCCUCUGGAAAAGGCACGAUCACUCCCCACGGAUGGGUUCAAGAAUAUUGAGACCAGUCAAUUGGUAGAAGAGGAGGAGCUGCCCGACUACCGAGCUGAUAGAUUCUACCCUGUUCGACUGGGCGGGAUUUUCCAGAAACGAUAUCAAAUCGUUGCUAAACUUGGUUUUGGUACUUCAUCGACAACCUGGCUUGCUCGGGACCUGAAAGAGCGCAAGUAUGUCGCUUUGAAGGUGUAUGUACAUACCUCGUUGGUUCACCGUGAACUCCCAUGCUACGGCCACAUCAGUCGCCGUAUUGCGGAUAGUUCGCAUCGCGGCCGCGGUAAUAUCCGGUGGCUGCUUGACUCCUUUGAUGUAGUAGGUGAGCAUGGUAAAUAUGCUGUACUUGUCUUCGAGGCGGCGCAAAUGAGCCUGCGUGAUAUGAAGCUAGUGUUCUGGCCAGAUGGGUUCGAUGAAGACUUUGUCCGGGGGGCCAUUACGGAGCUCCUUCGAGAGUUGGACUUCUUGCAUAGCCAUGGAGAGGUUGUCCAUACCGACGUACACCCAGGCAAUAUGCUACUAGGUGUUUAUGAUAACAACCUUCUGCAAAAGCUUGAAGAAAGGGAGUUCACAUCUCCAGUACCUCGCAAGGUGGUUUCGGCUACUCGAACAAUCUAUCUCUCACGCCUGAUGCGCCCCAGGGAAGGUCCAAUGUUAUUAUCUGACUUCGGUGAGGCUAGGAUUGGUCCGGGGCCACACGGUGGCGAUAUAAUGCCCUUGGAAUAUCGUGCUCCAGAGACUUUGCUUUACAUAGGUUGGAGCUACCCUGUCGAUAUCUGGAGUGUUGGCCUGACAGCCUGGGACUUACUGGAACCAAAGAGGCUCUUCACAGCGCGUGAUGAGGAUGGCGAUCUAUACGACGCUGCUCACCUCGCCCAACUUAUUGCUGCAUUGGGCCCACCACCGCCUGAAUUUCUGGCUAGGAAUCCGGAGAGGAGAGCUGACUUUUGGGACGAACAAGGAAAUUGGCUGGGUCUUGCGCCUGUCCCGGACUUGCGGACAAUGGAAGCUCUUGAGACUCGCCUGCAAGACAAGUCAGGUUUUCUUCGUUUCAUUCGAAGAGCUCUGACCUGGAUGCCGGAAAAUAGAGCAACGGCUAAGGAGCUCCUACAAGAUCCUUGGCUGACAGGCGAGAGACCUUAG
Aspergillus pseudotamarii is the source of this 1221-nucleotide messenger RNA. Its product is annotated as putative protein kinase. NCBI's taxonomy places the organism in Eukaryota, Fungi, Ascomycota, Eurotiomycetes, Eurotiales, Aspergillaceae. The record is from RefSeq and is a predicted model, not a curated record. Bases 1 to 1221 code for a protein of 406 amino acids. Gene Ontology annotation, molecular function: protein kinase activity; ATP binding. The transcript is spliced from 5 exons. Gene Ontology annotation, biological process: regulation of mRNA processing; spliceosomal complex assembly; protein phosphorylation.